This is a messenger RNA of Aureobasidium namibiae CBS 147.97, 921 nucleotides long. Its product is annotated as mitochondrial glyco protein. Lineage: Eukaryota; Fungi; Ascomycota; Dothideomycetes; Dothideales; Saccotheciaceae. The coding region runs from base 1 to 921 and encodes 306 amino acids. The transcript is spliced from 4 exons. Gene Ontology annotation, cellular component: mitochondrial matrix. Gene Ontology annotation, biological process: cytosolic ribosome assembly. The record is from RefSeq and is a predicted model, not a curated record.
AUGCUGUCUUUGCGCCAAAUCUCUCGUCAACUGCCUCGCAGUGUUGCUCGUCUGACUCCGAUCGCCGCUCGUCAGCCGCUGCGCACUCCCGCCUUCGCCGCCGCCAGAACUGCUGCUCACUUUUCAACCUCGCUACUCCGCCGCCAAGAUGCCACCACCCAGGAACUUGCUGCCAAGCUGAAUUCGGAAAUCGCCCUCGAGAAGGAGCAGCAAGCAGAUGACAGCUACCGCUACAACUGCCAAGAAUACAUUGAUAACAGCGAAUUCAAGAUUGAGGACAAGCCUGGCCAAGAGGAGGUUCACCUCACCAGAUCAUACGGCGACGAGAACGUCAAGGUUACCUUUUCCAUUGCCGAUUUCAACACCUACGACGAGGAGGCCGACGCCGAAGACCCUGCUUUGUACGGCGAUGAGGACGGUGCUCUCGACAUGGAUGGCCAGUCUGGAGGUGCCAACACCAAGGGUGCCGUGAACCAGGGUCGCACCGCUGGUGGUAACAUGCGCGUUGCUCCCGAGGACGAUGUGACCCCUGCCGAUAGACCCGAGCUACAAGAUGAGGAGGACAACUCGGCCAGCUUUCCUGUUCGCGUCCAGGUCACCGUGACCCGUGAGGGCAAGGGUGCACUCGCCAUCGAGUGUCUCGCUCAGGACGGCGAGAUCAGCAUCGAGAAUGUCUACCACUUCCCCAACGCCGAGCUGGCUGAGGCCAAGACGGCCGAGAAGGACUGGGCAAGACGAAGCCUUUACACUGGCCCUCCGUUCGGCCAGCUUGACGAGGAUCUUCAGAUGCUUUUGGAGCGCUUCCUCGAGGAGAGAGGCAUCAACACACAGAUGGCCCUCUUCAUUCCCGAGUACAUUGACCUCAAGGAGCAGAAGGAGUACAUUGGGUGGUUGAACAACAUGAAGAGCUUUGUCUCGUAA